CAAAAUAUGCGCCUCUCCUUCGCAUCGCAUCUUGAUGUCGCGGAAGAACCGUGUUCGAAAAGUCAAAUCCACGGACGCGGACGCAGAGUGUGGAAGAGUGGCCAGCAGGAGAAGAGCGAAUCGCUGUGAAUAUCGACGAGGGGGAGUAGCGAGCAAGUAUUCCUUCAAAUACACAUCGCAUCGCGUAGAAGUAGCAGCAGGCCGCGAGAAAAAGACCCGCCGAACUGGACUCAAGUUGUAGCCCUAGCAUCGUUUGACGGACAUUUUUGCAUAAAAAGUGCAAUUUUCGGAACGGUCCUGUGCGUCCGGGAGUGAUCGUAUCGGAACAGAAAUAGUGCCCGGUGGUAGUGCGAAUUUUUACCUUCCAGUGGACGUUUAAAUAGUGGAAAUCGGUCGCGGUUCAGUGGGGCAAAAGCUCGCUGGAAAAUUGUGAUACUGCAUGGGGUGCGCUUUUUGCGGAUCGCCAUUUUGAACGAAUUCGGUUUUGUGUGGCGCUCUUGGGUUUUGAAAUUACUGUGGUACAGUUUGUGAAAAGUGGGCUCAUUGGAAGCUGGGAUUUUACCUUCGGAUCAGGUCGAUAGCGGGAGUUCGGUUUAGCAUAUUUCCCAGCGGGGGACGGUUCAUUAUCCGGGUCCGCCAGGAUGGCCCACCAGAACAAACCGGUCAGCAUCGUGAUUCAGGAUACCAAUGGCCAACAACAAGUUCUGCAUGUAAUGCAAACGGCAUCGACUACUGGCCGCCCACUUACGUCGGCCAGCGUCAAGACGAUCGUUAAGGAAGUGACCGGACAGGAUAUUACAGGACAGACUUUUGCUACCCCUGUUAUGCAGAAACUAGCGCCUGGCCAGAAAUUCAUCACAGUGAAUAAUCCAAAAUUACAGAUCGUAAAUUCAUCGACAGCGAAAAGCGUCAAUGGUAAACCGCUGGUGCGAUUCUCACCUUCACAGUUGGGUCAGCUCAAACUAAUCGCGGCUCCAGGACAACUCGGAGGAACGCCUAUUGUCGGUAAAAAUCUAACCGCCAUGCUGGCGCCUUCAUCGUCGAUGUCUACAUCGACGUCCGCAGUGACGGGGCAAAUGCCGUCAACGUCUUUCAUAAGCACAAACCUGAUGACCAGCAAUUCGACGCCGGUUCUGUCGACUUCGUAUGUGUCCCAAGCGCAGUCAUCUACCAUGGUGGCCACCGCCUCCCAUAGUAACUCAAAAGGAUCUCACACCCCACACCAAAACCAGCACCAGCAACAACACCUGCAGCAACCACAGUACAACUACGGCAAGAAAGCCGCCUCAGCAGCAGCCACGGCCACUGCCACCAGUCAGAUUCACACGCCGGCCUCGCGACGGAGAAAGACUGACAAGAUCGGCCGCGGCUUAAGGCAUUUUUCCAUGAAGGUCUGCGAAAAAGUGAAGGAAAAGGGCAAAACCACGUACAAUGAGGUGGCCGACGAACUGGUCGCCGAGGAAACCCAAAGCCAUCCGGGAGUCGAUCCGGCUUCGUACGACCAGAAGAACAUCCGCCGGCGGGUUUACGACGCUCUGAACGUCCUGAUGGCGAUGAACAUCAUCUCCAAGGAGAAGAAGGAAAUCCGCUGGCACGGAUUGCCGACCAGUAGCGUGCAGGAGUGCGACGACCUGGAGAAGGAAAACGAAAGGGCCCGCGAACGGAUCGAGAUGAAGCAGCAGCAGCUGCGCGACCUGAUUCUGAAACAUGUGGCGUUCAAAUCGCUCGUCGCCCGGAAUCAGGAAAACGAAGACCGAGGUCUGGUGCCGAACCCGAACUCUGCCAUCCAAUUGCCAUUCAUCAUUGUAAAUACGGAUAAGAAGACUUACAUCGACUGUAGUAUUUCGAAAGACAAAACCGACUACACGUUCAAAUUCGAUAAUACAUUCGAGAUCCAUGACGAUCUGGAGGUGUUGACGCGGAUGGGACUGCUGCUAGGUCUAGACAAAGGAAAGUGCACGGUGGAAGACAUCUCCAAACUUAAGUCGAUGGUUCCAAAGUCUUUGGAAAAGUGCAUCGAAGUGUACGGCCUCGGCAUGGAGAACGAAACCGAAGACUGGGAAAUGGGUUCGACCUACACGGGUGGCGGUCCGGAUUGUGAUGACAGCGUCCAGGAUGCUACCGAUCUGCUGUCCAGCUAUCAGGACAACACCAGCGAACUCAACGAUGACGACUUGAUAUCCGAGGAUGGACAGGAUGGUUAGAGCAAACCUCAAUCCAUUCGCCCUGAGCAAGGCGUGGUCUGGACUUCGCCACAUUGUCAUUGUUACGAAAUCCUUCCCGGUAGAUAUUCGAGGAUGUUGUAGUUUAGAUGUUCGUGAGCGCUCUCCAUGUACGCAUGCACCCAGCCGGUGUGGAACCCCAUACAAAGUUGAGAUGGAUUUCGUUUUUUUUAUUUCAUUGAUUGCUUACUAUUUUUAUCUUUGGAUUGAUUCAGUUAAGGUAGGUAGAAUGUUGGGCAACCUUAUGUCAUGAACUCAUGUAAUCUCCGGGAAGGAUGAGUGCAAUGCAGUGCUAAAAGUGAGUAGAAAACAACGUUUUCUAUGGACAGCGUAUGCGAGAAUGGAAUGUAACAUGGUUCCAAAAGUGCUGAUGUUAAUAGUAAGACACCCAACUAAGAAGAACAUGCAUACAAUGGAGAGUUACAAUAGCACGCUUUCCAUUUCAUCAAUUACAAACAAAAUAUUAUUCCUAAGCAAAAGUGCAACACGCAAAACUGAAAUCGUUAUCGUUAGAAACUACCUAUUGCAGCCUAAAAAUGUCCUUAAACGGUAAGGACACACUGGAAUGAGCAAAUGCAAAUUCGAUGGAAAAAUGGGAAUGAUUGUUUCUAUUGUGAGAAAAUAUGAAAUGCUUGAUUUACUAAUGGGAAGUGCAGCGAAGAUGAAUUGAUUGGUUGGCCUGAAGAAAGAAAAAAAAUCGGAUAAAACCCCUAGUUAAUUAUCUAAUGCACCGAAGAGUACAGAAGAAUCGUUUACAUUUGACUUGCUAAAUAACCAUCCAGUACUAAAAAACACAGGUGAAAAUAUAGCUUGAAUGCAGAACAAAUGUUCGCAACUAGGAACUAAACGGAACACGUACCUAUCCGAAUCGAAUCAGAGGCACCCUUUGUGCUCUACUGGCAGACACAUCCCAUUUAAAUACCAGAAAACAUCUCAGGCUUUUAUUUCUUUUUACAAUCGAUUAAUCAAAAGUAGUUUUUUUGCAUCAGCAACAAACCAUAGCUUAUAUAAGGGACAAAAAUCAUACUUAGUAAUAACCAUGAAGCAGAUGUUAAUUAUAGCAUGCCGUAAGUGUCAUAUUUUUCAUACUGUUUUACGUUUUACAGACAAUAUUACCUUAAUUUUGUUGUAGCCAAUAUAAAAAAGACAUUUUUUCCCUUCGUUUAACAAGGUAACGCUUUUCGAUCUCAUCAGCUAUCAUCCAGCAUCGUAACACGCGCGGAUCCCCUUUCCCAUCGCCAUUCAAGAUAGGCGUAAAAGUAAAAAAAACACGAACAUCAUUAUUAAUCAACUAUUGUACAUACCGGUCGAAAAAAUAAUUAUAAUCUAUUUCUCCACAAUCUGUAAAACUUUAUUCGAACGCAAAUAGCACACAGAUAGAUAACAUACUCAGACACAAACCCGCACGCAAACUGAACAGCGGUAGUGGAUGUUUUACUGUGGAAUACAAACAAACUAAACAACUAACGAGAAAUAAGAAACAAACAUUGCUUAACUUUUGGCCGAUGGCCAAUGCACGACAGAGACACACAAACAUCCUAACUAUUGGUAAUGUCGCACUGUACAACUCUGAAAAAUUGUUUCUACUUUCUAUCACAUGGAAGAUGCAAUGGUAAAAGAAACCUCUAACGCGAUCCGAAGUAACGUUUUGUUCUUUGUUUAUUUUAUAUUAGUUUACAUAAUCUAUAUAGACUUUAUUUUUUAUUUUCGCUACUGAUAACCGAGAACGACUGUUUGUACUGAUUAUCAUCGGAAGUCGAAUUACGAUUGGCUCCCAGGGGCGAGAGCCGAACCUUUCACCCCCACUAAAUAUAUGUGUAGUGUAAAACUUAUAUAUUUUUCUAUUGGUUAAGCAAAAUUUUACGUUUUAUUUUUAUUUUUUGCUAGCGUUGUAAUUCGUGACGGUGAAUGAUGAAAUCUGACAUUAAAAGUAUAGAAGUAGUUAAA
Aedes aegypti (yellow fever mosquito) is the source of this 4169-nucleotide messenger RNA. RefSeq names its product transcription factor Dp-1 (gene Dp). The record is from RefSeq and is a predicted model, not a curated record. Gene Ontology annotation, biological process: regulation of transcription by RNA polymerase II; regulation of cell cycle. Gene Ontology annotation, cellular component: nucleus; transcription regulator complex. Lineage: Eukaryota; Metazoa; Arthropoda; Insecta; Diptera; Culicidae. The transcript is spliced from 8 exons. Gene Ontology annotation, molecular function: DNA-binding transcription factor activity, RNA polymerase II-specific; RNA polymerase II transcription regulatory region sequence-specific DNA binding. Bases 642 to 2204 code for a protein of 520 amino acids.